Molecule: messenger RNA, 3990 nt
Organism: Alternaria hordeiaustralica
Lineage: Eukaryota; Fungi; Ascomycota; Dothideomycetes; Pleosporales; Pleosporaceae
Exons: 5
Coding region: 1-3990 (1329 amino acids)
Biological process (GO): metal ion transport; transmembrane transport
Cellular component (GO): membrane
Molecular function (GO): metal ion transmembrane transporter activity
Source: RefSeq, a predicted model, not a curated record
AUGGUUGUAAAGUCCCAUCUUAUCAUCACCUGCGGACCAAGUGCUCUCCCGGAACUCUUCGACGGCAGUGUUGAGUUCAUCUCUGGGGACUAUCUUCGCACAGACGGACCCAGUCUAGUUCAGGUCACCGAUUUCUACGGACAAACCACGUACCUACCGCUCAAGCUGUGCUCAACAUACGUUGCACUUCGUCGUAACAUUGAGAGCAAGUGUCUAGAUGACAGCGAAGAAGAUGGCGAAGACUAUGUCAUACAUGUGGGGUCAGAUGACUCAGUACUGGAGGCAGAUCAAUGGCCACACAUCAUGAAAUCCGAACGAUCUGCAAUGAUUGUUUUGCGUCUCAGCCGGAAGAGCACAAGCAGGGAUAUCUCCUUGAUCGAUCGGUCGCGUAGUGAACAAGGAAAGAUUGAGUAUGGUGAUCUGAGCUCAGAACAUGACUCAACAGAUGAAGACAAGACUAAAGCACUUAUCUUAAGGCGACCUUUCAACGAUGUCGAGCCGAUUUACCACUCCAAAUACGUCGGCGCAACCAGUGAGCUUUUAGCAAGGCAAGGUUACGUCGUGAAUGACCCCUACUCGCUCGUGAGUGGCAGCAACCCUAUUACUAGCCCGAAGCCGAUCAUCUUCCGCCGUCCAGAACGUAUGGUAAGGCCACCUUUUGUACAAGAUGGCCUUCAUGUUGCCAGGGCCAUCACGUAUGAGAGUGAUAACUCUGGUCAUAUCAGCAGUGGUUCGUAUGCAUCCGUUGUUGACACCAAAGAGCUUGCUGGUGAGGCUCUAUCGUUCGCGGAAAGAGUCAGUAGUACAUCAUUGGUUGAUGAUCCAGUCGAGUCGGCGCACAGUUCAAGAGAGUCUCAUGUACCUGAACACAUCGACAUAGAAGACGAUGAAAAGCUCUCCGGCUCUUUCGAGCUUACGCCUGAUGUCUACGAUACGAGAAAAUACACAGAAAAAGAUGUUCAGGGUCCGUUGUCAUCAUCAUCUCGCUCAAUCAACGAGCGAGAUCGUCCUGAGUCUGAAGAUGAAGAGGCCACGUUGGGAGCGAUACGGAAUGCGAUAUCAGAUUGUGAAGAGGGCGUGGGAUUUGGAGUAAAAGCCAAAGCUCGCUUUUCACAAAGUCAACCCAACUUGCACGUUGCCACACAAGAUGCUCCAGGAUUAUUCAAAGGAGACGUAAAGGGGGAAGAGCUCGUUGACUCAGAUCUACCACCACAGGAUGAUGCGAAUAUAACACAGGAAGAAAAGAGACGUCUCGGUGUCGAGGAUAGCCCUGGGGACCUAAGGGGUCUCGUGGGAUUACAAGUCAGAGACCUCAAAGGACUAAUAAGUGAAGAAGUUGCUGCUGCGUUGAGGCAAAAUACUGACCAAGUCAACCGAGAUGUCCAAAAGCAACUAGAAUUUGAGCUCCGCAAUCGACUCGCCAAGUCAGGCCUCCUUCCAAACCUUAUCGAAGCCAUCAUCAAUCAAGGAACCGACACAGCACCCGGAAGAGAAGAGCGAUCUCUACCUAACUAUACCAGGCAUGACAUACUUGAUCCUAACUUCUGGAUCAUCUUCCAACACCUGACAACAGAAGAGUUGCUGCCGAUGUUUGACCACACAUGCGACCGUCGGAUAGAGGCGCAUCUCGAAAGGAAGCGUCAAGAGGGAUCACGCGCUCAAACACAGGAGCGACAAGAGCAGAAUCCGCCGAUGGAUGCUUCUCCGUCCGAACAUGAUGAUAGAGCUUCACGCGAAAAGACGAUGGACAGAAAUCGCGCAGCCACGACGUAUCGAACGCGAGAAGUUUCCCCAAGUCCUAAGCUUACAAGAUUGAAUACCGGUCUUCGUGUGCCACCUUUCCUUGCAUGGCAAACAGAAGAGGACCCAUCAGAGCACAAUACUGAUGAGAGUACCCAUAUACAGCUUACUCUGUUUGCUAUCGAACAGCAGCUGACCAGGACGCGGACGGACGUAGCAAGACUACCAAUCGAUCUCACGCAUCCAUUUGCCCACAAGUAUCAAUUAGGUGUACGCCUCACCAAUAAAGAGUCUUCCCUCGACGCUGUCCUGACAUCACUAGCGGCCUGUUACAGGGCCUGUGCCAGAGUCGUUGGAAACACAACUAAACCCAACGAGCUGACUGUAAUGGACGACACAAAUGGCCUCUCCAAUCCACUUGAAUCAGGUACCGGCAUUACUAACAGUGACAUUGCAGCUGAUGUCAGAACUGAUUCAGAAGCGGAGACCUAUGUCACGACGAGAAGAGUCACCCAAUGGCAAAUGGCUCUGAUGCACAAACACGCACAACGCGUUUUCCAUUCUACUAUGGAGAUCGUAGACCAAUUUGUACCAAAACACUACGAUCAUCAGCUCCUGCGCAGAUGUUGGGGUGCACUGAAGUUUAUCAUUGAGGUAAUGACUCCUUUGAAUGCGCCGAAAGGCUGUUUUGGCUUACUACUUACACGACCUUGGCAGAUCGUUGGCUAUAUGGGCGUCAAGAAUGUUGUAUAUCAAGAGCUGGAGGAGUCAGAGCCAUCGUCGACUUACGCGAUCCGUGAACUUCCUCAUAAAGAAUACUUGAGGCUUCACAAGCUUACUGAUCUAUCCUUUCCUGUUAAUCAGUGUGACUUCUGCAAGCGCGCAAGGUACUACUCGAGCGCGGAAGAAGCUUUCGAACAUCUGCGGCGCGAUCACGUCAGCGAUACGAAUCAGUCAUCACAUCUUUCUCGAGCACAGCUAUCCCACUGGGUUAUGUCAUCUCAGCUAGCUGGUGUUGAGGAGCAAAACGAGCUCAUUGUCGAGUAUCUCAGUGCAAUGGCACUGCGCGUUGAGACGUUGCGAUCCAAAGCAAUUGAUAUCCGCAACAGUGUCGCCAAUGAAAGAAACGAAAAGCCGAGCGAGUAUCUCCUACCGCUAUCGCUUGUAAAAGCAGCAGAGAUGAUUCUGCAGAUGAUCGAUACUUGCGGGUAUAGUGUUGUUGAGUUGCACAAACUCAAUCUGGACGAUACGAUGCCGAUCAUUUCGUGGAAGGAGCUCAAGACUCACAUGGACCUGCUUUCAUACUUUGGCUCAGCAGCCUCUACUACGCUUUCGUCAGCGCGCAAAGAGCUACUGAUCAUGGCGCAUACCGGCAGCCACCGGGGAGCUGUACAAAACUUCCGCAGUACGCCUGAAGUUACUUUGCUCAUAUGCCUCAUCCAUCUCUGGUCAAGAGCGGUAUUGCACGACUUGUCUGUACCUGACUUGUACCGAGAGCAUCUUUCGAAAAUGCAAUACGAAGCUAGCCGUCGGCCCUCCAAGCUUGCCCUCCGAGAGUUGUACCUCUUGGAAGAGGAAUUCGAGAUGGUAGCCUCCAUCUGCGCUCAACAACGCCGCAUGAUCAGGGAUUUCUACGAAAUCAUCGGUCCCUCCACCUAUCGCAUAGCCACUAAAGAAUGUUUCAGAGCCGACAGAGACAUCGUAAUUCCCCUCAUGGACCAAAAUCUCAGCAGCCCUGCCAGCAUGGGAGCAACUUCUAUAGGAGUAAGGGAAACACAGGCAUUGUUCGAUAGGACCAAAGAGGUGCUCCGCCACAACGUUGAAGUCUCAGAAGAAAGCAACUCGAAAGCCAUCAGAGUGUUUACUCUAGUGACAAUCGUGUUUCUCCCUCUUUCUUUCAUCUCUUCCGUGUUCGGCAUGAACACUACAGAUAUAAGAGACAUGAGCAGCUCGCAAGCUCUCUUUUGGGUCAUUGCCAUUCCUGCCACAACGCUGAUUGGAGGACUCUCCUUGAUGAUCGCAUAUCAUGGAACGUACAUGUGGGCUAAGGUACGCGCGAUGGGCGAUGCUAUGUGGGGAUCAGAGAAGAUAUCGCGCGGGCGGCGUGCCUGGAAACGAAAGCCAAAAGACGUGGAAAAAGUAGACGAUGGCGAGAUUGCAGACACACGGCCUCUGGGACCAGGUCAUCUCCGGAGAAGGAAGACAGUCUUGAACGUUGUUGGGUCGAAGAAACCAAGGAAGUUCCGGUAA